AUGAGAGAGAUCUAUCAGUUGAUCUUCCAUGGAAACUCGGCUCCUCAUCCCUAUCCCUCAGUGCAUUGUCUGAAAACCUUCUCCCAAGGACUAGAGAUCCGAGGUAGAUACAAACUUCUCAGGCAUGUCAGAACGGUCGCCGGAACGAGGCGGUCGACGAAGGAGAGAGUGAAGUGGACUUACCACAUCCCGCCAAUGCUUGCCACGAGGCAGACUCUGUCUGAAAGGAAGGUCCUGGGAUUGCGUUUACAGACUAUUGACAGCUGCUUCUCAUAUUGCCUUCGGGUACCCAGGAAAUCAUUUUGUACUCUGACUGGAAUCUUGCCACAGAAUUGGCGCGCAAAGGCAUUAUCAAAUACCCGCAAAAUUCUAUCAUCGAGACGAAGGCCACGACUCUUGCUGUCUGCUUCUAUUCCUAUUAAGAUGCCCGACGACAACUGUUGGUACUUGGUACCUCAACCCACCCACGAAGACCUGCGUUCCGACAAAAUCUACAGAAGUUGUACUGAAAGCCUGAGCAAGGGGUGCCUCGGUUUCCCUGGAUAUUUUCGCAUCAUAUGCCUCUGGGGUGGAGAAGAAGUCUUCAUUCGAGAAGAAGCGGCCCAAGGUCAAAUGUUCAAGACCUGGCGCGAGAAUAAUCCGGUCGCGGUCGUCAACUUCCGCCAACGGGCCUCCAAAACUGGCUACUGGGAUCCCAUCAGAAAUGAUCUUGGACAUACCAUCUUCUAUUACGGGCAAUUCUUCCAGCGUGUCGACUUCAACAAGGCCUACGAGGUCUUUGCACGCAACCCUCAGCCUGAGUACGCCAAAUCGCGGACUCUGUUCUGUUUAGGGGAUCGGGCUGUGCCUGCAGAACCGUGGACGGCACACGUGGUCGGAUUGGGAGAGGAACUCGAUUUAGAGACUGUCGAUUCAGCAAAUAAUGCCACUGAUGCUGUUCAACUUUUUAGCGACAUCUACACCAAUAUCUUCAGGUACUCUAGAGGGACCAUCGACGGUAACCAAGCCCUGUCCGCCGUCUGUCAAGCUUUCCGCCUCUUCCCGGACGCCGUAAAAGUCUUGAGGUCAAGUUUGAGUCCUCAGGGACAAGCCGAUGCCUUCAGUGGUCCGCUGAUCUUUCCCGCACCGGACUUCGAAAACGGAUCCGUAGGCUGCCUUUCCGUUAAAGCUCUAAAUUUCGGGAGAGCAGCGAUCAUAGCGCAUCCUGCAGUAUUGCACUUGAUCGCCAGGUUUAUUCAUGUCUACUUCCUCAAGGGCGACGUCACUGACCGCUACCGUGGUAGCUUGUUUGAAAUUGUUUGCUUUCUUCGUUUAGAACAUAUUCCAUGUUAUGACACGACCAUCUCGACCAACGGCGACUCCUCUCGCCGUCCUCAAGUUUGUCUGCCGCCUGAGAGUUGGACUCACGGAAUUGAGGAAAUGAACAAGCGGGACAGUCAAAAGGACAUCGACCGCCUUGAGGCUUUCAUCAAAGGACUCCCCUUGGUGCGAAGGAUGAACAGGGCGAUGGCUAUCGCAACUAGCUGA
Messenger RNA from Colletotrichum lupini, 1527 nucleotides. RefSeq lists its product as uncharacterized. The record is from RefSeq and is a predicted model, not a curated record. NCBI's taxonomy places the organism in Eukaryota, Fungi, Ascomycota, Sordariomycetes, Glomerellales, Glomerellaceae. The coding region runs from base 1 to 1527 and encodes 508 amino acids. The transcript has 6 exons.